This is a messenger RNA of Maudiozyma barnettii, 1485 nucleotides long. RefSeq names its product Jip5p (gene JIP5). The record is from RefSeq and is a predicted model, not a curated record. The transcript has a single exon. Lineage: Eukaryota; Fungi; Ascomycota; Saccharomycetes; Saccharomycetales; Saccharomycetaceae. Gene Ontology annotation, molecular function: protein binding. Bases 1 to 1485 code for a protein of 494 amino acids.
AUGGCUAAAAAAAAUUCAAAAAAUAAAAAGAAUGAGGUUCUAAAGGAAUCUGAUGCAUUACCUCUGUUAGAAUUCAAAUUCGAUGAACCAUUAUUUCAAAUGGCUUCUCAUCCAGAAGAACCUAUCAUUGCCGUUGGUCUAUCUAAUGGAUACAUAUAUUGCUAUAGAUAUAACCCUGAGGCACUAGUCACAUAUUUGAAGGAACAUAAAAAGGCAUUCAAAUUAACAGAUGAAAAUACUGGUGAGAAAAAUGAAGUCUUUUGGAAAAUGGUUAAUGUAUCCCAAGAUGAAGGAACUACUCAAGCAGAUAAUGACACAGUUACGUUAAUGUGGAAGACUAGACGUCAUAAAGGUAGUGUUAGAUGCAUUUCAAUGGAUCCAACCGGAAAAUUUAUUUAUUCCAUUGGUACUGAUAAUAUUUUGAAGAAGGCUGAUGUACUUUCAGGUAAGGUAUUACAAAAGACUAAUAUUCAGAAUAAUAAUCAUAAGUUUAGUAAAAUGGUUGUAUCAUCAACUCAUCCAAUACUGCUACUAGGUGACGAAGUUGGUAAUAUUUAUACAUUAGAUACAAAAACAUUCAAAUUACUAAAUGUUAUUAAAGGAAUCCAUGGAGGUGACUCUAUCAAUGAUAUUUUCAACUUCGCUAAGAGAUCGGUAUAUAAAUUCAUUUCUGUAGGUGAAACUACUCUUGCAUACUGGGAUUGUAGGAAUAGCAACGAAAAUGACUCUACUGAAACAGAUGAAAUGAAAAGAAAUGUAGUCUACAGUGAUGACCAAGAAGAUGAAAUUUUAUGUGGAACCUUUCUUGAUCCUGAAGAAGGUGAUACUGUUGUUUGUGGUAUGGGUGAAGGGGUUGUAACCAUAUGGAAACCUAAAAAGAAUGAUUUAGAGGAUCAAUUAUCAAGAAUUAAGAUUACAAAAGAUGACAGUGUGGAAUGUAUCGUACCAACAUUACAAGACGAUAAUUGUGUAUGGUGUGGCUGCUCCAAUGGUAAACUAUAUAAAGUUGACAUUAAAGGUAGUAGGAUAUCAGAGAUUAGAACACAUAAUUCAGUCGAUGAGGUUCAAUUUUUGGAUUUAGAUUAUGAUUAUAGACUAGUGUCGGGUGGUAUGGAUAAUAUUAAAAUUUGGGAGUCUCAAAAUAGAGAAGGGAAUGAUUUGGACUCUGAUGAAAAUGAGAAUGUAUCAGAUUUGGGGUCAAGUUCUGAGAACGACUCUGUAUCUGAUUUAGAUGAUGUUUCUGACGAUGAAAAAGAACUAUCUGGUCUGUCAAGAGAAGAGUUAAUUGCUGAACUUGAUAAAGAUCUAAUAAAUGACGAUGACAGCAACAGUGAGGAAAUUCCAGAAACCGUUGAAGAUAAUUCUACUUGUAAAAACAAAAAGAGAAAAACAAAAGCUGAGAAUGCUAAACAGAACAAGAAAAUAAAACAAGAAAAGAGAACAUAUAACGACUCUCAUGGUAUAACUAAAUUUGACGAUUUGUAA